UUGUGUUUUGUCUCCUUACUUUUUCGUCUUUUUAGGGUUCUUAAAGCUCUCUCUCUCCUCUUCUUCUCAGUUUUUCCCAAAAAAUUUCCUUAUAAUGAAGAUUAAUACUAGAUUGUCUCUCUCUGGAUACGAAUCCAAGUAAACAUCUUCGCUGAAAGGAAAAAACUAAAAAAAACCGAUCUUGAAGAACCCAUCACCGCCGGCGUUUGUGAGUCUGGAGUUAUGGAGGGAAUACAGAAUCCUGUUGUAUCGCGCAGUGUCGAAGAGGUCUUUGGCGACUUUAGGGGUCGAAGAGCUGGUCUCCUCAAGGCUCUCUCUACAGAUGUACGGAAGUUUUACCACGAGUGUGACCCUGACAAGGAAAACUUGUGUCUUUAUGGACUUCCAAAUGAGACAUGGGAAGUGAAUCUUCCCGUCGACGAGGUCCCUCCCGAGCUCCCUGAACCAGCUCUAGGCAUCAACUUUGCAAGGGACGGAAUGCCUGAAAAAGACUGGAUAUCUCUUGUUGCUGUUCACAGUGACUCAUGGCUCAUCUCUGUUGCCUUCUACUUUGGCGCACGUUUCGGAUUUGGGAAGAAUGAGAGGAAGAGGCUCUUCCAGAUGAUAAACGAUCUCCCAACCAUCUUCGAGGUUAUAACUGGCAACGCAAAGCAAACCAAGGAUCAGUCUGCUAACAACCACAACAGUAGCAGAACCAAGCCUAGUGGUGUCAAGGCUUCAAAGACGUCUCCACCACCAAGAGAAGAUGAUGACAGUGGAGAUGAUGAGGAAGACGAUGAACAAGGUGCGGUCUGUGGUGCCUGUGGAGACAACCAUGAUGAUUUCUGGAUAUGUUGUGAUGCUUGUGAGAAAUGGUUCCAUGGAAAAUGCGUGAAGAUCACACCUGCAAAGGCUGAGCACAUCAAACAUUACAAAUGCCCUACUUGCAGUAUCAACAAGAAAAUCAAAGCUUCAUAAAGGUGAUAAUAGCUAGUGAACAAAAAGACAGAACCAAGAGGCUUUUGAUUGUGUAAUCUUAAUGGGAUUGAGACAGCUUUACAUUUAGUAAUGUUUUCUUCUUCUUUUUUGUUGUUUUUGCUGUUAAUGUCAUAAUGCUAUAACUAAUUUGUCUUUAUGUUUCUGAGAAAACUGUCUUUAAGCUUUUGA
This is a messenger RNA of Brassica rapa (field mustard), 1146 nucleotides long. RefSeq names its product PHD finger protein ALFIN-LIKE 7. The record is from RefSeq and is a predicted model, not a curated record. Gene Ontology annotation, cellular component: nucleus. Lineage: Eukaryota; Viridiplantae; Streptophyta; Magnoliopsida; Brassicales; Brassicaceae. Gene Ontology annotation, biological process: regulation of DNA-templated transcription. Gene Ontology annotation, molecular function: histone binding; transcription coregulator activity; transcription cis-regulatory region binding.